Molecule: messenger RNA, 1041 nt
Organism: Penicillium brevicompactum
Lineage: Eukaryota; Fungi; Ascomycota; Eurotiomycetes; Eurotiales; Aspergillaceae
Exons: 4
Coding region: 1-1041 (346 amino acids)
Source: RefSeq, a predicted model, not a curated record
AUGUCUAGGGAACUGACAGCAACAUACGGAGGAAGAGGACCCAUGGUUCUUGGAAUUACUUGGUCGGAAACAGGCCUGGCCACUGUAUUGAUCAUCCUACGUGCAAAGAAUGCCUCCAUAAUCCCCCGCCGAGCGAGCGUUCCCAUCGCAUUUUCUGGCAUCUAUAGUUUACGAUGGGAUUUUGUAUGGGAGAUAAUUGCCUACGCCGUGGCCUUAGGUUCCCAAGUCAGUCUCACGGUCAGCGUCCGCUAUGGUCUCGGCAAUCAUCAGAAUCUGAUCUCACACGAGAACCUCGUCAAACUAAAUCUGUGGAGCUGGAUCGCUCAGGUUGUGUCAAUCAUUGACUUGAUCUUCGCACGCACUGCGGUGGCGGCUUUCCUUCUUUUGCUGCAGGAUGGAAUGCGCCAUUGGAGUCGGUACCUACUUUGGCUGAUUGGGAUUGUUCAAGCAGCUAUGUAUGGACUCUCUGUUGGAGGGAUCUUCAAACAGUGCAGCCCGGUUGAGAAAUUGUGGGAUCCAAGUAUCCCAGGCACAUGCAAAGGGAUUGCUGCCUCAGCAGUAGAUGGGUAUGUUGCGGGUGGUAUUGGCGCUUUCUCCGACUUCUUCUUAGCUGCCUACCCCAUAUUCAUUAUCCGCGAGAUUCAGCAUAUGAAACGAGCAACGAAAAUUGGGAUUUGUCUUAUAUUGGGAGGUGGAGUGGUAGCCGGCAGCGCCGCAAUCGUGAAAGGAAUCUCUAUCAAAAACGUUACAAACAUCGAAGACAACACUUACGCCAUGGCUAACCUAAACAUCUGGGUCUUCACUGAGAUGUGGUUCGUCAUCAUCUUCGGCUCAAUCCCAACACUACGCAAAGUCUUUCUACAGUUCUCUCGGGAUAUUGGAAGCGCAAUCAUGCAUCGGGAUAUCGAGCAAAGACCCCAAAACAACAUAGAGGAUUGGGCUCAGUUGAGGGAGCUCUCUGAGUCAGGGGAGAGGGAAAGAUGCGAGUCUGCUUUGGGGCAAUUUUUGCCUAGCAGUGCUUGCUCUGAUGGAGCGCGGUAG